Messenger RNA from Nothoprocta perdicaria, 1513 nucleotides. It is a transcript of the gene VRK2, whose product is annotated as vaccinia related kinase 2. The record is from RefSeq and is a predicted model, not a curated record. Bases 1 to 1473 code for a protein of 490 amino acids. Lineage: Eukaryota; Metazoa; Chordata; Aves; Tinamiformes; Tinamidae. Gene Ontology annotation, molecular function: ATP binding; protein serine/threonine kinase activity. Gene Ontology annotation, biological process: signal transduction; peptidyl-serine phosphorylation. Gene Ontology annotation, cellular component: nucleus; cytoplasm. The transcript has 13 exons.
AUGGCGCCCAAGGGGCGCGGAAGGAGCAGGCUGCCCGCCCCGCUGCCGGCGGACAUGGUGCUGCGGGACACCGAGGGCAACGCGUGGCGGCUGGGCCGCCAGCUCGGCCAGGGCGGCUUUGGCUUGAUCUAUCUAGCUUCCCCUCAAACUCAUGUUCCUGUAGAAGAUGAUGCUGUGCAUGUAAUUAAAGUGGAGUAUCUUGAAAAUGGCCCCCUUUUUUCUGAAGUGAAAUUUUACCAAAGGGCUGCGAAACAAGUGCACAUAAGAAAAUGGAUGCAUCUCAAAAAAAUAAAAUGCUUAGGAAUUCCAGUGUAUUGGGGAUCAGGCUUGGCUGAAUACAAAGGGAAAAGCUACAGGUUCAUGGUCAUGGAGAGACUGGGGCAGGACCUUCAAAGCAUCUUUGAAGGUUCUGGGAGUAGGUUUGAGAAGACGACUGUGCUACAGCUUGGGGCACGAAUGUUGGAUGCUUUGGAAUACAUACAUGAAAAUGAGUAUGUUCAUUGUGACAUUAAAGCAGCAAAUCUGCUUUUGGGCUACACCAACCCACAUGAGGUUUAUCUUGCAGAUUAUGGACUUUCCUACAGAUAUUGUCCCAAUGGGAACCACAAACAGUAUCAAGAAAAUCCUAGGAAGGGCCAUAAUGGGACAAUAGAGUUUACCAGCUUAGAUGCCCACAAGGGAGUAGCCCCAUCUAGACGAGGUGACCUUGAAAUCCUCGGCUACUGCAUGCUGCAGUGGGCGUGUGGGAGACUGCCCUGGGAGCAGAACCUCAAGGACCCUGUAGCUGUCCAGACUGCAAAAACAAAACUUUUGGAUGAGCUCCCGCAUUCAGUGAUGGAAUGGGAAUCUUCUGGAAGUAAAUGCAGUGAAAUAGCCGAGUUUUUGGCAUGUGUUUCUGGUUUAGCCUAUGAUGAAAAGCCAAAGUAUGAAGUGCUAAAGCAAAUCCUGCUGGAUGGCCUAGAGUCAAGUGGAACUUGCUACGACGGCCCUCUGGAAUUUUCCACCGCAGGAUGCGCCCCGUAUCAUCGUGCUUCCAAAAUGCCACAAGUCCGCUCACCGAAGGCUGCCCUAAAACCAGUCCAACCGAAGCAAAAAAGGAUGCAAGGUGAAGAGUGCAGCUCUCAAAGCAAACCCUGUGCUGGGGCAACAGCAGCACGACGGCRUCACGCUGAAGAGAAGCCGCUUCAAUCCGUGACGCUGCACCAAGCAGAGCCUCUGCACGUUCCUGCCCCAAAGCCUUCCCUGCAAGCAGCAGAAUGGAAGCUAAGCGAGAUGCAGGUUGACGACGCGGAGCUGCCAAGAAGGCCCCGUGCUCCCGUAACGCGCAGAAAACUCCAGGCUCCCGGGAAGCCGCCUGAAUGGAACGACGGGACCAAGCAGCCUGAGGGACAGCAGGCAGCCUGCCCAUCACUGCCGGAGCCUCCCGUGCCAGGCAGGCGAGUGAAGCAGGAAAGGCGGCGCGCGCGGCCGUGACGUGGCGACCCCGACCGCCCCCACGCACGGAAAGGCUCUA